AUGCUCUCCUCUGGGAAGGCAGCAGGGCUUCUUUUUAAGAGCCCCUGCUUCACAAACCUCUACAACAGAGACAGAAGGAGGACUUGGGACAUGCGUAACACUCCAAACAGCACAGGUAAGGUCAUUUCAAUGGCAUGCAACAUCAGUGACUACAAUCUCUGCUGUGAUUACGAUUCAGACCAUGACUGUUUGAACAACUCGCUCUUGAACAUCAGCAACUGCUCAGACCCCAGUUGUAAUGACCUGUCGUCUUAUUGGUGCGAGGCUGGUGAGCAUGAGGUCACCAUCAAAAUGUUCCAGACUUGUGUUUUCUGCGUCAUCUUCCUGCUGGGCGUAGUGGGAAACUGCCUGGUGAUUGCCACCUUUGCCCUUUACCGCCGCCUCAGGCUUCGCUCCAUGACUGACGUCUUCCUGUUCCACCUGGCACUGGCUGACCUCCUCCUGCUCCUCACGCUACCAUUACAGGCCGUCGAAACUCACCUGGGUUGGAUCUUCUCCGUUCCCCUCUGCAAGGCCACGCGUGCCUGCUACGCUAUCAACACCUACAGUGGGCUGCUGCUGCUGGCCUGCAUCAGUGUUGACCGCUACUUGGUGGUGGCGCGAGCCCAGGAGAUGCUCAGGCUGCGCAGUCAGAUUUUAAGAGGUGGGAAGGUAGCCGCUCUGGGUGUGUGGGUUGUUGCGGUGUUCCUCAGCCUGCCUGAAAUCCUCUUCUCUGGGGUGUCGCAUGUGUUCAAUGGUGAUGGAAUGAUGCCUUACUGUGGCAUGAUAAAGAGUGGAACAGUCAAAAUGGCCACCAAUGGAGCCAUCAUUGCUGUCUUCUGCCUGUCCUUCUUGAUUAUGGUGACAUGCUACUCUUUGAUUGCUCAAGUGCUGUGGGAGGGGAACAGUCAUCGACGAGGGAAGGUGUGGCACCGGCAGCGCACCUUGAAGCUGAUGGUGGCCCUGGUGGUGGUGUUCCUUGUGUUCCAGCUGCCGUACACUGUGGUGCUGUCGCGUAAAAUGGCAGAGCAGUUCUGCAGUCUUCUGUUGGAGUACAUGACCUGCACAUUGGCGUACACCCGCUGUUGCCUCAACCCUAUCCUGUACGCCCUGGUAGGUGUGCGCUUCCGUAAUGACGUGCUGAGGAUCAUCCAGAAUUCAGGCUGUCCAUGUGGGCGCCACAUGGUGCCACCGACAGUGAGCUCCACCUCCAUCACCCUCUCCUCACCUGCUUUCACCGCGCUCUCAGUUUGCUCUCCAACAUUACCCAAACACAGUUACUCCAGCAAUGAGACAGCGGUGAUCCCCACCAAGUUUCAGUUUCAAGCAACCAAUAAUAUUUAAUGAAAUGGACAAUAAACUUGCUGUACACUUUGCAUUGUUUAUAUACACAUUGUGUACAGUUACUAUACAGAUGCAAUGAACCUACAAAUGCGCUGCAAACAUAUGCAUAUAAUUAUUAGGACUGGAAAUCAUCGGAAAAUGUUCAUUACCAGUGUCAAUACAAUACAUCCAGAAUAUUAGGAAGUUACUCAUAGGACUCCCUACUUGCCUAAUUUUAAAUGUGUAUAUAUAGGCAUGCAGACUUGCUUUUUCCCAUUGAUUAUCUUCAAAAUGCCUUUUGUAUGUUAUUUCUUUAUAUUAUUCAUUUAUUCAGCAAGGGCUACUAACUGUACCUUUAUUGUGAUGGCUAAAUGACUCCAGGGCCUUUUUAACCAUUUCUUUCUUUCUCUUAUAUUAUAUUAAUUACUUCAAAAUCAAAUACUGAGAUGACAGUUACUGCUGCUUAGCUAAGCUAGGCUAUUACCUUAUAGCAGGAGUAGUUAUUCAUCCAUAUCAUGACUGGACUUAGCCACUGCUUUGUGACAUGAAAACCUAAAUAGGACUGCAACUAAUGAUUAUAUUCAUUAUCAGUUUAUCUGCUGAUUGUUUUCCUGAGUAAUAUAUCAAUUGUUUUCCAAUUCCUGUUUCAUGUUCAAUUGUCAAAAAGUCAGAUUCCGGUCAUGACUAAGUUUUGAAUGAAUAUGUUGUAUGUAUGUACUGCAUUUUGAUGUUGUAAGGCAGUAUUGCUCUGAUGUUAUGCGUCUUGUCAAAAAUAUGGAUGAAAUACUGUUGAACCAUAGAAUAAAUUGAGAUGUUAUAAUAUAAAUCAGGAAAUAUCAUAUCAAACUAACUUGAUACUAACUUUCAGUAUUUUUAGCUUUAAAUGCUUGUUGUUGUUGACACAUGUUGGUUGUUACUCAAAGUCUUGAGGAUUGCUGCGUAACACUAGUCAUUCACAGUGCUACUGUGGUCAAGAGCAGUCACAUGUGGUCACAUUGUAUUUGUUCAGUCCAGAGUGGCAUGACAGAAAGCAGAUGGUCAAGAAUCAGCUUUUAAUGCAUUGCUACAGAAUUUGCUAUUUGUUAUUUCAUAGUUAAUUCACCAGAUAUUAAAUAUAGAUUUUUUUGUUUUGAUGUAA
Molecule: messenger RNA, 2440 nt
Organism: Seriola aureovittata
Lineage: Eukaryota; Metazoa; Chordata; Actinopteri; Carangiformes; Carangidae
Gene: ccr10
Product: chemokine (C-C motif) receptor 10
Exons: 3
Coding region: 1-1323 (440 amino acids)
Biological process (GO): immune response; G protein-coupled receptor signaling pathway
Cellular component (GO): membrane
Molecular function (GO): G protein-coupled receptor activity
Source: RefSeq, a predicted model, not a curated record